This is a messenger RNA of Leptopilina heterotoma, 4172 nucleotides long. It is a transcript of the gene Rox8, whose product is annotated as nucleolysin TIAR. Gene Ontology annotation, molecular function: RNA binding. The record is from RefSeq and is a predicted model, not a curated record. Bases 393 to 1574 code for a protein of 393 amino acids. Lineage: Eukaryota; Metazoa; Arthropoda; Insecta; Hymenoptera; Figitidae. The transcript is spliced from 4 exons.
AUGUUUUUAAUGACGUCGAGAGAGGGCUGGGUGUAGCUUUAACGUUGAAAAUCGUCCCGUGUGUGUUUCUCUUAUUCUCUCUUUUGGAAAAAAAAACGCGUGCGAAAAAGGUGUAAAAAAUUUGUGAAUUUAUUUCUCAAAUGCUGUGGCCAUUAUUCGUUUAUUAAAUGCGUGCACAAGCAAUUAAUAGUGUUCGUGAUUGUGAUUUAAUUUUAAAGAAAUAAUUAAGAGAGAAAAAAGAAUCCCAGUAUAUAGUAGAGGGGAAAAUUGUAAAAAUCAGGGAAAAAUUUUUUUUACUAGUAAAAUAUUAUAAUAUAUAUAUAGAGUAGUAGUGUGUUGGUUGUGUUUAAAGUUUUUCUGACUUGUGUGUCUCGUCGAUUAGCAACGAGAGCAUGAGCGAGGAAAGCAAUCCUCGUACCCUUUAUGUGGGUAAUCUCGACACAACCGUGUCCGAGGACCUUUUGUGUGCACUAUUCUCACAAAUUGGACAGGUGAAAGGAUGCAAGAUUAUCCGCGAACCCGGCAAUGAUCCUUAUGCAUUCGUUGAAUUCACCAAUCAUCAAUGCGCUGCCACUGCGCUCGCCGCCAUGAACAAGCGCCUCUUCCUCGACAAGGAAAUGAAGGUGAAUUGGGCGACAAGUCCUGGAAAUCAGCCGAAACAAGAUACGAGCAAUCAUCAUCAUAUUUUUGUUGGCGAUUUAUCACCGGAAAUUGAGACACAAACAUUGAAGGAGGCAUUCGCUCCGUUUGGUGAAAUUAGUAAUUGCCGAAUUGUUCGUGAUCCACAAACGUUGAAAAGCAAAGGUUAUGCGUUCGUUUCGUUUGUCAAGAAAUCAGAGGCAGAGGCGGCAAUUUCAGCUAUGAAUGGACAAUGGUUAGGCUCACGAAGCAUCAGAACGAAUUGGUCGACGAGAAAACCACCGCCACCGAGAUCGGAGAGGCCAAGGCAUGCGAAUAGCAGCAAACCUAAUUAUGAAGAGGUAUAUAACCAAAGUAGCCCAACAAACUGUACUGUAUAUUGCGGUGGUUUUACAAAUGGUAUAACGGAUGAGCUCAUAACCAAAACAUUCUCGCCUUUUGGUACAAUUCAGGAUAUAAGGGUGUUUAAAGAUAAGGGUUAUGCUUUUAUAAAAUUUACUACUAAGGAAGCUGCGGCGCAUGCAAUUGAAUCGACAAAUUACACGGAGAUCAAUGGUUGUAUCGUUAAAUGCUUCUGGGGUAAGGAAAAUGGUGAUCCAAACAGCGUAGGACCUAAUGCCAAUCAACAAGCUCAACAGGUAACGACAGGCGCUGGACAAUAUCCGUACGGCUACGGUCAACAAAUGAGUUACUGGUAUCCUCAAAAUUAUUCACAAAUGCAGGGUCAGUUCUUCCAGCAAGCUAGUUACUACAAUCAAUAUUACAAUCAACAACAAUAUAUGAAUAGCAUGAGAAUGCCAACGCCAGCGGCUGCAGCGGGUACAUGGCAACCUGGACAGCCAGGCGCACCACCGCCAACACCAGCCGCACCACUACAACCUGGACAACAACCGGCAAUGGUGACAUACACCAUGCCACAAUAUCCAACGCAAUGAAAUCGAUCAUCAUCAAUAUCAUCAAUUAUUAUUAUUAUUAUUAUCAUCAUUAAUCGAACGAUGCCAACUGAUGAAACUAAAAAUAAACGGAAUAAUCAAUCGGGAGAGAAAGGGAAAAAAGAAAAAAGAGAACAACAACAUCAACAACAACAACAACAACAAGAAGAAGAAGGGGCGAGGGUAGGGGGCCUAUUUCCACUAUAUACCGAUUUUUCUUUUGUGUGCAAAGUCCUUUUUUUCCGACAAAAAAAACUUCAAUUUCGUUCAUUUUUCAUUUUUCUCUAUUUUCGUUGUGUUGUUUUUUAAUUCAGUUUCUUUUUUAAAAAUAAUUUGUUCAUAAAACUGAUUUAGUGAAAGGAAAUGUAAAAAAAGGGGAGGGGGGUGGUGGUUAGAAACUCGGUAUAUAUAAUCGAAAAAAAAAUUGGGCGUAAUUUUUUUGAAAAGAGCCCUGCAUUCGUCGUGCGGGCAUUUUUUUUUAGUUUUGUUGCUAUCUAUUUUUUUUGAAGCCCCUUUUUUUCUCUCUUCGUUUCCCACUCUUUUUUUUUUAAAUCCAUUUUGAAAAAAGAAAUGUUUUUUCUGUGGUUUAAAAAGAUUUUUUUUGUUUCUUUGAAAAUAAAAUGAAAAAAAAAGUUCAUUUCAUGAUCGAUUUUUACCGGAUGAUGAAAUGUGAGUUUUAGUGUAAGAUAGACAAAAAAAAUGAAGUUAGCUAGACACAGCGCCUGUGAUGUAGCUAGUUUUGAAUGCACACCGAUUUAAAUGGGGAAAAAAAAAGAAAAAAAAAACGUAUGCAGGGCCCUCAUUACGCGUAAAAAUACUCUCGCGUUUUUCUUUUUCUCGGGAAUUUUUUUUCUUUUUUUCUCUUUUUUGGAACUAAUCGAUCUUUAUCGUCGGUGGUUCGAUUUGUUUCGAGGGAAAGAAAAAGUUUCAAUUUUUUUUGAAUUCAAAAUUACGAUAUUUUUCGCGUUUCUUUGUUUCGAUUUGUGUUUUUAAAAAAGAAAUUAAACUAUAACGUACUUUUUAAACAGAUUUUUGUUUUUAUUGUUCUAAAAAGAAAAAAAAUUGUUUUGACCUCGGUUUUUGACAUUUAUAUUGAAUUUUCAAUAUAUAUUCAUUUCUUUUUGUGUAAUUUUUGAGAAAGAAAUAUUUUUGUCUCCCCCAACCCUUGUGAUUGGGAGAUGGAUUCGAAAAAAACGACGAAAUAACAAAGAGCAUAUUAAAAAUUCGAAACGAAAAAUAGGGCAAAAAAGAAAUUUAUUGAUCGAAAAAUGUUGAUCAUUUUUGAUUAAUAAAUUGUUUUGAAAAGUAAAAUGAAAAAUCAGUGGAUUUAAAAAUAAACAAGUGAUCAAUAAUGAGAAUAAUAAUUUAAAAGAAACUAUUUCAAUAAAAAUACUAUUUAAAAAAAAACAAAAACCAAGUUCGAAUUACGAGAUUUUAUAUCUUUUGGAAGAAAAGAAGAAAACCUCCCCUUUUGACAACUUCUUUUUUAAAUGUUGAAAAGGAUUUAAAUUUGGAAUUUUUGCGAAAAAAGAAUUUAAAUCUGUUUCAAUUUUUUCUUUCAAAGUCCCUUCGAGGAAAAAAAUUUUUUUUUUUUGCGAAGAAGGUGAAAUUUAAAAGAAAGGACAAUUUUUUGUAGGCGACAAUUAUUCAAAUUUUGAAGUGGGGAUUAAAUGGUAAUUAAAAUAAUUUAGAAAAAUUAAUCGAAAGAAGCCUUAAUCAAUUUUUGCUAAAAAAAAACGCUCUUUAUAGAAUUUUUGAUACGAUAAAAAGGAGAAGAAAAAAAAUAAUAAAAUCGUGUCUUUGAAUUUUUUUAUUUGUCUAAUUCGCACGCGUGUUGUAAAAGCAAAUUUGUUUCUGCUUCAAUUCUUUUUUUUUAUUAUUCAUUCUAAAUGAGAACUCUUUGUUGAUGAAUCAUUCCAAAAGCAUUUUUCCUGAAUUUAUUAACUUGAAUUGUAAAUAUAAUAGAAAGGGAAAAUAGCAAAGGGUCACUUUAUAUUAAGAGAACAAGAGAGUGAGAAAGAGUGCGCGCGAGAGAGAGAAGAGUGAAAGAGAGCGAGAGAGAGAGAGUUAAAAAAAUAGAUAAAAAAAAUAGCAGUAAAAAUAAACAAUUUUAGUUAGUUUAUUGGUGAAAGUUGUUGGACAAAAAAAAAAGAGGAAGAAAUAAUUUUUUGCGUUUACGACCUACCGACGAUAAAAAAAAAUGAUUUGAGAAAAAAAAAUUUCUUAUAAGAAUUUUUUACAAAUAAAGAAAGAAAAGAAUGAAAAAAAAAAAUUUAGACGUUAUUGAAAUAAUAAUAAUUGAAAGAAAAUAACAACAACAACACGAGUAAAAGAAUUUACGAGCACGAGUGUAAAUCAAGUGUAUGAUUUUAGUGAAAGAAAAGAAAAUAAAACGAAAGUCAACUAAUUAAGAAAACUUGACGAAAAAAUGGAUCAAUAAUCAAUCAAGUGAUGCAAGACGUAAAAGAGUGUUAUAUAAAGGUAAAUUUAGGUACAGAAGGGCGUUAAACCCUCGACAAUGCUUAGGAUAAUGUUAUCUUAUAAUUAAAAAAAAAACAAAUUGUCCUUUGAAUGAAAGAAGGAAUAAAUAUUUAAAAUACA